Molecule: messenger RNA, 16287 nt
Organism: Synchiropus splendidus (mandarinfish)
Lineage: Eukaryota; Metazoa; Chordata; Actinopteri; Syngnathiformes; Callionymidae
Gene: mycbp2
Product: MYC binding protein 2
Exons: 85
Coding region: 388-14784 (4798 amino acids)
Cellular component (GO): nucleus
Source: RefSeq, a predicted model, not a curated record
CGGCAUGUGAGCGACGCCACACUCGGCAGGAGAGGGGAGGGGUGAUGGAGCUAAGAUGGCAGACCGACUGAGGGUGCUGCCUCUCCGGGCUGAAGAGACAUUCAAGGGACCUAUACGCACCUAACUACACCUGAGGAUUUACCCUACACAAGAGAUGCAGUUUUAGAUCGCGCCGUGUUGAGGUGGUUUUUGGUCGGGAGCGAAGAACGGCGCUGCGGCCGGAUCUAAACUGAAGAGUGAAUUACAACAGCCAGGGAUCCUGGAUGCUGUUCCUGCAGAGCAACCCGGACUAGUAACGUGACGAUGGUGUGGAUUUAACGGCUCGCGUCUGACGGCUGGCGUUCAUCUGGCUGCUCUAGCGUGAUAUAUGCAUUGUUGUUCACCACCAUGAUGUGUGCUGCUGCUGCGGCAGCAGCGGCCGCCGCCGCCGCCGGUGGAGGGCUCCUGCCCUCCUCAUCGCCCUCCAUGGCGAUGGGUGUCCGGGUGGUUUACGGCGCCGGAGCCGACUUCUCUACCAUCGGUUCGGGCAUGGGUUCCUGUCCGGCGCCUGGAGCCCAGUCGGACUGCCGGACUCGGUACCAGCUUUUACUCUCAGGGCGAGCUCUGGCGGAGCGGUACAGACGGAUUUACACGACCGCCAUCAACGAUAAAGAGCAGGGGAUCAAUCAAGGAAGGGGAAAGAAGGCCUUAAGCAAGAAGAAAUUAAAGCGGCGACAGAAGGUCAAGUCAAAGGUGAAACCAAGGACAAAGGCAGAGAGUUUGGAUGGAGCCCUCUGUGUGCCUGACAUCAAGGUGCACAGCAACCCGUCGGCAUUCAACGUGUACUGCAACGUCCGGCACUGUGUGCUGGACUGGCAGCAGAGGGAGGCCUCCUUAGCUCUAGCCUCCAGGAGCUCGGUGCAGAGUGGUGACUCCGACAGCGAGGAGGAGGAGGAGUACCGCGAGCCGGCCAUCAAGCUCCCGAAGAUCAUUGGCAUCGGUUUAUGCGGGGUCUUUGAGCUGAUAAAGGAGACCCGCUUCUCUCAUCCGUCACUAUGCCUGCGCAGUCUGCAGGCCCUGCUGGACAUGCUGCAGGGCCAACAGCCUGAGGGCUUCCAGACUGAACCGCCUGAUGUUCUCGAGUCUCUGUUCCAGCUGUUGCUGGAGACCACCGUCCGCAGCACAGGACCCAAUGAUCCGACGGGACAAGCCAUCACUGCGCUGUCCUGUGCCUGUCUCUUCAGCUUGGUGGUGUCCUGGGGAGACACGGGGAAGAUCCUGCAGGCUGUGUCAGCCAUCCUCACCAACAAUGGCAGCCAUGCCUGCCAGACCAUACAGGUGCCCACCAUUCUGAACGCCCUGCAGAGGAGUGUGCAGGCGGUGCUGGUAGGAAAGAUCCAAAUCCAGGACUGGUUCAGCAACGGCAUCAAACAUGCAGCCCUGAUGAACAAAUGGUUCCUGAAAGAGGUCGCCAUCGAUGAGGACGAACGCUGUCUUCUGCAGACGGACGGCUCGUUUCUUUACUUGCUUUGCAAAGACGGACUCUACAAAGUGGGCUCCGGAUACAGCGGUACUGUGAGGGGCCAUGUUUACAACUCCACAUCUCGAAUACGGAACCGUAAAGAGAAGAGAUCGUGGCUUGGGUUCGCUCAGGGCUACCUGUUGUACCGGGACACCUGCAACCACAGCAUGUCAGCCAUCAAAAUCAACCCUGAGACGUUGGAGCACGAGGGCGUCGUCACUAUGCCUGGCCAACACUCAGACGGACAGAACAUUCUCUUCACGGACGGGGAGUACAUCAAUCAGAUCGCAGCCUGCAAAGAUGAUGGUUUCGUGGUGCGCAUCUAUACCAUGAGCUCUGACCCAGCUCUGCAGCAGGAACUGCAGCUCAAGCUGGCAAGAAAAUGUCUGCACGCCUGUGGAAUCUCCCUGUUUGACCUCGAGAAGGAUCUACACAUCAUCAGCACUGGGUUUGAUGAGGAGGCAGCGCUGCUCGGAGCUGGCAGAGAGUUCGCUCUCAUGAAAACGGCCUCUGGGAAGAUCUACUACACAGGAAAAUAUCAGAGCCUGGGAAUCAAACAGGGCGGCCCGUCUGCGGGAAAAUGGGUGGAACUGCCCAUCACAAAGUCUCCCAAGAUUCUUCAGUUCUCCGUCGGCCACGAUGGCUCUCACGCUCUUUUGGUGGCCGAAGACGGAAGCGUGUUCUUCACCGGCUCCGCCAGCAAAGGAGAGGAUGGAGAAUCAACCAAAAGCCGGAGACAGCCCAAACCCUACAAACCCAAGAAAAUGAUCAAGUUGGAGACCAAGACGGCGGUGUACACGGCGUGCAACAAUGGGAGCAGCAGCAUCGUCACCAAGGAGGGCGAGCUCUACAUGUUUGGGAAAGACGCCAUCUACAGUGACAGCACUUGCCAAGUGACGGACCUGAAGGGUCACUUUGUUACUCAGGUUGCAAUGGGAAAGGCUCACACGUGUGUCUUGACCAAAAGCGGGGAGGUCUGGACAUUCGGGGUGAAUAAUAAGGGCCAGUGUGGCAGAGACACCGGCGCAAUGAGCCAGGCUGGGAAAGCCUUUGGUGUGGAGAGCAUGGCCACCGCUAUGGACGAGGACCUGGAGGACGAGCUGGAGGAGAAGGAAGAGAAAAGCAUGAUGUGUCAGCCCGGCCUGCACAAGUGGAAGCUGGACCAGUGCAUGGUUUGCACCGUGUGUGGGGACUGCACGGGCUACGGGGCGAGCUGUGUCAGCAGCGGACGCCCCGACAGAGUUCCUGGAGGUAUCUGUGGCUGCGGGUCCGGGGAGUCCGGCUGCUCGGCGUGUGGCUGCUGCAAAGCUUGUGCGAGGGAACUGGACGGUCAGGAGGCCAGACAGAGAGGGAUCUUUGAUGCUGUGAAAGAGAUGAUUCCGCUGGACCUGCUUCUUGCUGUACCUGUCCCUCCCCCCCCAGGAGUCAACAUCGAGGAGCACAUUCAAAUCCGCCAGGAGGAGAAGCGGCAGAGGAUCAACCGCCGCCACAGACUGGAGGAGGGGCGAGGCCCCCUUGUUUUUCCUGGCCCCAUUUUUAUGAACCAGCGUGAGCAGGCCCUAGCCAGAAUAAGACCCCUUCAGGCACUAAGGCAUAAACGGGACAAGCAUAAAGAUGGGAGCAGCGAACGUGGAGAGAAGGACGCAAGCAAAAUCACCACCUACCCACCUGGAUCGGUGAGGUUUGACUGCGAGCUGAGAGCCGUUCAGGUCAGCUGCGGCUUUCACCAUUCAGUGGUGCUGAUGGAGAAUGGAGACGUCUACACGUUCGGCUACGGUCAACAUGGUCAGCUAGGACAUGGCGACGUCAACUCAAGGGGGUCUCCGACUCUGGUCCAGGCGCUCCCAUGUCCCAGUAUUCACGUGACCGCGGGCAGCAACCACACAGUUGUUCUUCUCAUGGACGGGCAGGUUUUCACUUUCGGAAGUUUUUCGAAAGGGCAACUCGGUCGACCUAUUCUGGAUAUGCCGUACUGGAAUGCCAAGCCAUCUCCGAUGCCGAAUAUUGGUGCCAAAUAUGGACGGAAAGCCACCUGGAUCGGUGCCAGCGGAGACCAGACGUUCCUGCGGAUCGAUGAGGCUCUCAUCAACUCCCAUGUCCUUGCCACUUCUGAGAUCUUUGCCAGCAAACACAUAAUUGGCCUGGUGCCCUCGUCUUUGUCCGAGCCUCCUCCGUUCAAGUGCUUGCUCAUCAACAAAAUGGACGGAAGCUGUCGCACCUUCAACGAUUCGGAGCAGGAGGACCUGCAGGGAUUCGGCCUCUGUCUGGAUCCUGUCUAUGAUGUCAUUUGGAGGUUUCUGCCAGCCUCAAGAGAGAUGUGGUGUUACAACGCUGUGAUCGCAGAUGCGAGGAUGCCCUCGGCCACAGAUCUCCAGGCUCGCUGUAGCAUUCUCAGUCCGGAGCUCGCCUUGCCCGCGGGAUCUCACGCCACCACGACACGAUCUCAUGGAGCUCUCCACAUCCUGGGUUGCCUGGACACGUUAGCAGCCAUGCAGGAAUUGAAAAUGGGCGUAGCUAGUGCAGAAGAAGAGACUCAGGCUGUGAUGAAAGUCUACUCCAAAGAAGACUACAGUGUGGUCAAUCGCUUUGAGAGUCACGGUGGAGGAUGGGGAUACUCCGCUCACUCUGUCGAGGCCAUUCGCUUCUGUGCUGACGCAGACAUUCUGCUGGGUGGAUUGGGCUUGUUCGGCGGACGAGGAGAGUACACUGCGAAAAUCAAGCUAUUUGAGCUUGGACCAGAUGGAGGCGACCAUGAGACAGACGGGGAUCUUCUGGCUGAGACUGAUGUUCUGGCUUAUGAUUGCGCUGCGAGGGAGAAGUAUGCCAUGAUGUUUGACGAACCGGUGCUGCUUCAGUUGGGCUGGUGGUACGUGGCCUGGGCCCGAGUCUCUGGUCCCAGCAGUGACUGUGGCUCUCAUGGGCAGGCUACCAUCACCACCGAUGAUGGUGUGGUGUUCCAGUUCAAAAGCUCCAAGAAGUCCAAUAACGGUACUGACGUGAAUGCGGGUCAAAUACCUCAGCUGCUUUACAGGCUUCCUUCGAAUGAUGGAAAUGCAUCGAAAGGGAAACAGCAGACCAGUGAGCCGGUUCACAUCCUCAAACGCUCGUUUGCACGAACAGUCUCUGUGGAGUGCUUUGAGUCCCUGCUGAGCAUCCUGCAUUGGAGCUGGACCACCUUGGUCCUGGGAGUGGAGGAGCUUCGGGGGCUAAAGGGCUUCCAGUACACGGCCACCCUCCUGGAUCUGGAGCGCCUGCGCUUCGUUGGAACAUGCUGCCUUCGCCUGCUCAGAGUCUACAUCUGUGAGAUCUUCCCCAUCGCUGCCAGCACCAAGGCUGUGGUGGAGGAGUCCAGCAAGCUCGCCGAGUGCGUGGGAAAGACACGCAGCCUGCUGAAAAAGAUCUUGUCAGAAGGAAUGGACAACUGCCUGACCAAGCUGGACAACGACCCCCAAGGCUACUUGUCGCAGCCUCUAACGCUGCUUGAAGCUGUCCUGCAGGAGUGCCACAACACCUUCACUGCUUGCUUCCACUCCUUCUAUCCCACACCCGCUCUGCAGUGGGCCUGUCUGUGUGACCUGCUCAACUGCCUUGAUCAGGACAUAGCUGAGGCAAACUUUCGAACAUCCAGCAGCCGCCUGCUGGCAGCAGUGAUGUCAGCUCUCUGCAACACUUCAGUCAAGCUGACUUCCAUUCUGCCCAUUGCUUAUGAUGGCGAAGUGCUGCUGCGUUCGCUGGUCAAACAAGUCAGCACAGAGAAUGAUUCUGCCUUGGCCCACCGCUUUCCCCUGCUGGUUGCCCACAUGGAAAAGCUAAGCCACACUGAGGAGAACCUGAUGGGAAUGACCAGCUUCCGAGAGGUUUUGGAGAAGAUGCUGGUGAUCGUGGUGCUGCCAGUCAGGAAGAGUUUGAGAAAAGAGGUGGAGCUCUUCUCCCCCCACCUGGUUUCCAACACCUGUGGUCUCUUGGCCUCCAUCGUGUCCGAGCUCACCGCCUCCGCCCUUGGCUCCGAGGUUGAUGGACUCAAUUCACUUCACUCUGUGAAAGCGUCUCCCAACCGUUUCACCAAAACGAGCCAGGGCAGAAGUUGGAACACGGGCAACGGUUCUCCCGAUGCCAUCUGCCUGACGGUGGACAAGCCUGGAGUCGUGCUGGUCGGUGUCUGUGUGUAUGGAGGAGGUGGCAUCCAUGAGUAUGAGCUGGAGGUGCUCGCUGAUGAUGCUCAGACUGAACACCCCGGAGACUCGGGGCAUUCUCACAGGUGGACAUCUCUGGAGCUGGUGAAGGGAACCUACAGCACCGAUGAUUCUCCCAGUGAUAUAGCUGAGAUCCGCCUUGACAAGGCUGUGCCGCUCAAGGAAGGAGUGAAGUACGCCGUCAGACUGCGGAACUACGGCAGUCGCACCGCUAACGGAGAUGGCGGGAUGACGACGGUCCAGUGCUCUGAUGGAGUGUCCUUCACCUUCAGCACCUGCAGCUUGAGCAGCAAUGGUACCAACCAGACGAGGGGGCAGAUCCCACAGAUUCUUUACUACAGAAGUGAAUAUGAUGGUGACCUGCAGUCGCAACUCCUCAGCAAGGCCAAUGAAGAAGACAAGAACUGCAGUCGGGCUCUCUCCGUGGUCAGCGCUGUGGUCAGAGCCGCUAAGGAUCUUCUACACAGAGCAUUCGCUGUUGAUGUGGACGAUAUCCCAGAGCUGUUGAGCUCCUCCAGUCUCUUCUCCAUGCUGCUUCCUCUCAUCCUGGCCUACAUCGGCCCUGUCGCUGCUUCUGUUCCUAAGGCUGCUGUUGAAGUCUUCGGUCUGGUUCAAGAGCUGCUUCCUGCCGUCUCCGCCCUCAACCAGAAAUACGCGCCCCCCACCUUCAACCCAAACCAGUCAACCGACAGCACCACUGGAAACCAGCUGGAGCAGGGUCUGUCAGCCUGUACCACCUCCAAUCACUAUUCUGUCAUCGAGAGUGAUCAUCCGUACAAGCAGGCCGGGGUCACGCAAUACAGGGUAUCAUUCCCAGACUGUGUCCGCUGGACCACGAUAGAGUUUGAUCCACAGUGCGGCACUGCACAACCGGAGGACGUUCUCCGGCUGCUCAUUCCGAGUCGUGUCCUCCAUCUGUCCUGCUUGGGUGGGAAGCCUCUGAUCCACGACACCAUCAAUACCUGGACGGAACUCAAGAAGUUCUCUGGCUCCAACGGCUGGCCCACUACUGUUCUUGUGCUGCCAGGAAACGAAGUUCUCUUUUCUCUGGAAACGGCGUCGGAUUAUGUGAAGGAUGAGAAGGCCUGCUUCUAUGGCUUCAAGUGUGUCGCUGUGGGAUAUGAAUUCAACCCAGGACCAGAUGAGGGAAUCAUCCAGCUAGAGAAAGAGCUGGCCUACUUGGGAAGUGUUUGUGCUGCUGCUCUGAUGAAAAAGGACCUGGCCCUCCCAAUAGGCAAUGAACUGGAGGAAGAUCUUGAGAUUCUUGAGGAAGCGUCUCUCCAGGUGUGUAAAGCCCAUGCAGGAAUCCUGGGAAAAGGUCUGGCCUUGUCUCAUCCGCCAAUCAUCCUGGAGGCCCUGGAGGGGAACCUCCCCCUCCACAUUCAAACCAAUGAGCACUCUUUUCUGGAAGACUUUAUCACCUGUGUGCAAAAUUCCAGCGGCGGGCGUCUGGCCAGGUGGCUCCAGCCUGACUCCUACGCAGACCCUCAGAAAACAUCUCUGAUUCUCAACAAAGAUGAUAUUCGCUGUGGCUGGCCGGCCACCGUUGUCGUGCAGACAAAAGAUCAAUAUGGAGACGUGGUGCACGUUCCUAACAUGAAGGUGGAAGUGAAAGCUGUACCCGUGUCCCAGAAGAAGUCUUUGCAGCCCGAUAGCAUGAAGAAGCUACAAAGGCUACCUGGAAGUGCUUCGCCUUCAUUUUCUGGUCCAGACUUAACCUUUGGGGGUCUCCCUGUGCCCAAGCUGGAGGCCACGUACGAGCCUGUGAUUGUGAAAGAGGCUCGAUAUAUCGCCAUUACUAUGAUGAAGGUCUACGAAAGCUAUUCUUUCGAGGAGCUCCGGUUUGCUUCCCCGACUCCAAAGAGACCCAGUGAGAACAUGCUGAUCCGUGCCAACACUGAUGGAACCUACAGUGCCAACUGGACUCCAGGAGCAGUGGGACUCUAUACCAUCCAUGUCACCAUUGAUGGAAUUGAAAUUGAUGCUGGUUUGGAGGUGGAAGUCAAAGACCCUCCGAAAGGCAUGAUCCCACCUGGUACACAAAUGGUCAAGCCUAAGGUCGAACCACAGCCCAGCAAGGUUCGCAAAUUUGUAUCCAAAGAUAGUGCAGGUCUACGUGUCCGUAGUCAUCCGUCGCUGCAGAGCGAGCAGAUCGGCGUCGUGCACCUCAAUGGCACGAUCACGUUUAUUGACGAGAUCCACAAUGACGACGGCGUAUGGCUGCGGCUCAAUGAUGAAACGGUGAAGAAGUAUGUCCCUAGCAUGAACGGCUACACUGAAGCCUGGUGCUUGUCCUUCAACCAGCACCUCGGCCGGAGCCUGCUGGUCCCAGCUGACAAUGUCUUUAACGCUAGCCAAGGAGUCAGGGAUAUCGGCUUUUUGUCGUGGACCCCUUUAACUAUUUUCCCAUCACAGGAGGUCAGGGGCCAAUCGGAAGAGAGCACAAAGGAGGUGAGCAGCUGCCCUUCCCACGAGGCCCCCAAGCGGGUGCAGAGCAGGGCAGGGCAGGGCGGCGGUCCGGGGCUUUAUAAGGUAGUGAAGACUGGCCCCUCUGGUCACAACAUCAGAAGCUGCCCAAACCUUAGGGGUAUCCCCAUUGGAAUGUUAGUACUUGGCAACAUGGUCAAGGCUAUAGGCGAGGUGGUCAACUCUGAGGGAACCUGGGUGCAGCUGGAUAAGAACAGUGUGGUGGAGUUUUGUGAGAGUGAUGAGGGAGAAGCCUGGUCUUUGGCCCGAGACCGUGGAGCGAACCAGUACCUUCGCCAUGAUGAAGAACAAGCUCUCACUGACCAGACGCCUCCACCGAGCCCUUUCUCCGUUCAGGCCUUCAACAAGGCCACAACAUCUAACGGAGCCCAGGGGUUCGACUAUGGCAUCUCCAACAACAAAGGUGACCGGUUGAGUGCCAUACUGAAUUCCAUUCAGUCUGGGCCCUUCCUCUCCGCAACACCUUCCUCCUCCUCCUCUUCCUCCGUUUUUGAGCAAGCCGCCCAACCUCCCUCCUCCUCCUCCUCCUCCUCCUCGUCCUCGUCCUCCCUUGUCCACAGCCCGUUUGUGUUUGGACAAUCCCCCUCCCAACUGUCUCAGCCUCAACCACAACUUCUGAACGGUUCGUCCCGCAGCCUUGCUUCUCGUGAGCACAAAAGCAGUGUGUCCGUGGCUGAGCAUGGCACCGCUCUCACAGCUCUCGCUCUAAGGCGAAAGGGUGAGAGAGGGAACCUGAUGCAGAGUGCGAGGCCCAUUUCUCCUGCCUCCAAACACCGUCAGGAGAACCGCUCGCCAAAGCAGGAGAAUCGAGGAAGCCGUGUGUCUGAGCAGGGCAGAAUCAAGACAGGCGAGGGCGCAAUCUCCGCCAAUGAGGCGCUGAUUCUGCGUUCAGACACUGCAAAACUGAGGUCCGACUCUCACAGCCGCUCUCACUCCCCCAAUCACAACACUCUUCAAGCGCUAAAGGCUGAUGGUAGAACCACAGGGCACCGCUCUGAGUCCCCAAACCCUGGCUCUCGCUCCUCCUCGCCCAAGCAGAAAGGCGUCUCCUCUUCUGGAAGAUCCAGCCCCUGCAGCACAGCGUCACAGAUCUCCACUUCAUCUCACCACGAUAAGAACCUGACACCAAAAGUCAGUCCAUCCUCGAAAGCCCGCCUGGAGCCCCCGAGGGAGAGGUCCAAGUCUGACUCUUACACCCUGGACCCUGACACGCUCAGAAAGAAGAAGAUUCCUCUCACAGAGCCGCUCAGAGGAAGGUCCACCUCCCCCAAACCAAAAUUGUCUCCAAAGGAUCCAAACAAAGGGGUUAUCAGUAACGCUGAGAAUCGUGUUCCUUCUCCACAUGUGACCCAAGAGAACCUUCACAGUGAGGUAGUAGAAGUUUGUACCCCUGGAGCUCUCUUCGCCAAUGAAGAGGUCAAUGAUGAGAACAUCGAGGUCAACAAUGCAGAUGAAGGCUCGUGUAAAGUGCAUUUCAGUAUUGGCAAAGCCCCGGUUAAGGAGGAAACGGAGAGCCGAUCCUCUCCAAAGGUCAGCCGGAAAACCUCCAGUCGACACACACGACCAAAGAAAGAUAAGUCAGGACCUUUGUUUAAGGGUGAGAGUACUCAAAGACUUACAGAGCCUGUCAAACAGGCCAUGUCUCCGUCUGUAGCUGAGUGUGCACGAGCGGUUUUUGCUGCAUUCUUGUGGCAUGAAGGGAUCGUUCAUGACGCAAUGGCUUGCUCCUCCUUCCUCAAGUUCAACCCAGACUUAACCAAAGAGCACGCACCGAUCCGGAACUCCCUCGGGGGACAAGGUGCAGAGGAGAAGGAGAGCAAGCUGAAGAACCGCCACUCCUUGGAGAUCUCCUCCGCGCUCAACAUGUUCAACAUCGCACCACACGGGCCAGACAUCUCCAAAAUGGGCAGCAUCAACAAGAACAAGGUGCUGUCGAUGCUCAAAGAACCUCCGCUGCCCGAGAAGUGCGAGGACGGAAAAGGAGAGUCCGUCUCCUACGAGAUGACUUCUCACCCGUCCAUGAGAGCCAAGUCAGUUUUGCCUUUGACCUUACAGCAUCUCGUCGCUUUUUGGGAGGACAUUUCCUUAGCGACCAUCAAAGCGGCUACCCAGAACAUGAUCUUCCCCAGCCCGGGAUCCAGUGCCAUAUUGAAAAAGAAGGAGCACGAGAAGGACAAUAAAAAGACAAAGAAGGAGAAGAAGAAACGAGAAAAAGCCGAGGUGAGGCCCAGAGGAAAUCUCUUUGGUGAGAUGGCACAGCUGGCCAUGGGAGGACCAGAGAAGGACACCAUCUGUGAGCUGUGUGGCGAGUCACAUCCGUAUCCAGUCACCUACCACAUGAGGCAAGCUCACCCAGGAUGUGGGCGCUAUGCCGGGGGUCAAGGCUAUAACAGUAUAGGACACUUCUGCGGAGGAUGGGCAGGAAACUGUGGAGAUGGUGGCAUCGGUGGAAGCACCUGGUACCUGGUGUGUGACCGCUGCAGAGAAAAGUAUCUCCGUGAGAAACAGACGGCGGCGAGAGAAAAGGUGAAACAAUCGAGGAAGAAGCCUCUCCAGGUGAAGACGCCGCGAGCUCUGCCAACAAUGGAAGCCCACCAGGUCAUCCGGGCGAACGCUCUGUUCCUGCUGUCACUCAGCAGUGCCGCAGAGCCAAGCAUGCUGUGCCACCAUCCUCCCAGGCCUCUGCACUCCCAUCUGCUCCCCAGCCUGAAGGAAGGGGUGUCGGCUGAAAUCCCCAAUAAGAUGAGCUGCCUCUACCUGCAGACUCUGGCGAGACAACACACGGAGAACUUUGGGAGCUAUCCAGACGAUAACCUCUUCCAAGACGAGAUGAGGUAUCUACGCUCCACGUCAGUCCCUGCUCCGUAUAUCUCUGUCACGCCGGACGCUUGCCCCAGUGUGUUUGAGGAGCCGGAGAGCAACAUGAAGUCGAUGCCACCGAGCCUGGAGACAAGCCCCAUCACGGACAACGACACCACAAAGCGAACUGUGUUUCAGCGGUCGUACUCAGUCGUUGCCUCGGAGUACGACAAGCAACACUCACCUUCACCUGCCCGGGUCAAAGCUGUGCCCAGACGGAGAGUCCACAGUGGCGAUGCUGAAGUCGGCUCAUCAUUGCUGCGACAUCCCUCACCGGAGCUGUCCAGGUUGAUAUCGGCCCACGGCUCACUCAGCAAGGGUGAAAGGAACUUCCAGUGGCCCGUUCUGGCUUUUGUCAUACAGCAUCAUGAUCUGGAAGGCCUGGAAGUGGCAAUGAGGCACGCACUCAGGAAGUCCGCCUGCAGGGUCUUUGCCAUGGAGGCUUUCAACUGGCUACUGUGCAACGUGAUCCAGACCACCUCCCUCCACGACAUCCUCUGGCAUUUUGUCGCCUCUCUGACGCCGUCGCCUUUUGAACCCGAGGAGGAAGAGGACGAUGAGAAUAAGGGAAACAAAGAAAUCAUAGAACAAGAACGGGACCUCGGGGUUUGUGAACAUCCGUUGUCAGACAUCGUCAUUGCUGGAGAGGCGGCUCACCCGCUGCCCCACACCUUCCAUCGCCUCCUGCAGACCAUCUCUGACCUGAUGAUGUCACUUCCUAGUGGCAGCUCACUCCAACAGAUGGCUCUCAGGUGCUGGAGUCUGAAGUUCAAGCAGUCAGACCACCAGUUCCUCCACCAGAGCAACGUAUUCCAUCACAUCAACAACAUCCUGUCCAAGUCGGACGACGGAGACAGUGAGGAGAGUUUCAAUAUCAGCGUUCAGUCGGGUUACGAAGCAAUAAGCCAGGACCUUUGUUUGGUGACAUGCCUGAAGGACUUGACCAGUGUUGUGGACAUCAAAACGUCCAGUCGCCCCGCCAUGAUCGGCAGUCUGACUGAUGGCUCCACUGAGACUUUUUGGGAGUCUGGAGACGAGGACAAGAACAAGACCAAAAGCAUCACCAUCAGCUGUGUGAAAGGAAUCAACGCUACCAACGUGUCUGUUCAUGUGGACAACUCGAGGGACAUCGGGAACAAAGUGACAUCAGUGACGUUCCUCUGUGGGAAAGCAAUCGAAGAUCUCUGCAGGAUCAAACAGGUUGACCUCGAUUCACGGCACAUGGGCUGGGUGACAAGUGAGCUUCCUGGUGGGGACCAUCAUGUGAUCAAAGUAGAACUCAAGGGCCCCGAAAACACGCUGCGAGUGCGGCAGGUGAAAGUUCUGGGGUGGAAAGAGGGCGACAGCAUCAAGAUACCAGGGCAGAUCUCCGCCAGCAUGGCUCAGCAGAAGAACUGCGAGGCGGAAACUCUCCGUGUCUUCCGACUCAUUACCUCGCAGGUUUUUGGAAAGCUCAUCAGUGGUGAUGCAGAGCCCACCCCGGAGCAAGAGGAGAAAAACCUGCUUUCAUCUCCCGAGGGAGAGGAUAAGGUUCCCUCUGAUGCUGAUCUCAAGGAGCACAUGGUGGGAAUCAUAUUCAGCAGGAGCAAACUUACCAACCUGCAGAAACAGGUUUGCGCGCACAUCGUCCAGGCAAUUCGCAUGGAGGCAACAAGAGUGAAGGAAGAGUGGGAGCACGCCAUCUCCAGCAAAGAGAACGCCAACUCUCAGCCCAGCGACGAUGAUGCCUCGUCUGACGCUUACUGCUUUGAGCUGCUGUCGAUGGUCCUGGCUCUGAGCGGUUCGAACGUCGGUCGGCAGUACCUGGCGCAACAGCUGACCCUGAUGCAGGACCUAUUUUCUCUUCUACACACGGCGUCACCCAGAGUCCAGAGACAGGUGACAUCGUUGCUCAGACGCGUCCUCCCGGAGGUGACCCCAGUUCGACUUGCCAGCAUCAUUGGGGUCAAGUCUCUGCCUCCCGCGGACAUCAGCGACAUCAUCCACUCCACAGAGAAGGGCGACUGGAACAAGCUGGGCAUCCUCGACAUGUUCCUGGGCUGCAUCGCGAAAGCGCUGACUGUGCAGCUGAAGGCCAAAGGCACCACCAUCUCCGGCACCACAGGCAUGGCAGCCGGCAAAGGAGUCACCACAGUGACGCUGCCCAUGAUCUUCAACUCCAGCUACAUCCGCAGAGGAGAGAGUCACUGGUGGAUGAAAGGCUCCACCCCUCCUCAAAUUGCAGAGAUCAUCAUAAAGCUGGUGAAAGAUAUGGCUGCUGGCCACCUCUCGGACGCCUGGUCCAGAGUCACCAAGAAUGCCAUCGCUGAGACCAUCAUUGCUCUGACCAAAAUGGAGGAAGAACAUCGGUCUCCUGUGCGCUGCAUCGCCACAACAAGGCUUUGGUUGGCUUUAGCGUCCCUGUGUGUGCUGGACCAAGACCAUGUGGACCGCUUGUCCUCAGGCCGCUGGAUGGGCAAAGAUGGUCAGCAGAAGCAGAUGCCCAUGUGUGACAACCAUGACGACGGGGAGACAGCAGCCAUCAUCCUCUGCAACAUGUGUGGAAACCUCUGCACCGACUGCGACCGCUUCCUCCACCUUCACCGACGGACGCGUUCCCACCAGAGACAGGUCUUUAAAGAGGAGGAGGAGGCCAUCAAGGUGGAUCUCCAUGAAGGCUGCGGGAGGACGAAGCUCUUUUGGCUCAUGGCACUGGCCGACUCUAAAACCAUGAAGGCCAUGGUGGAGUUCAGAGAGCACACAGGUAAACCAGCGUCCAGCAGCUCAGACGCCUGCAGGUUCUGUGGCACAAGGAACGGAACUGAACUCUCGGCAGUGGGCAGUGUUUGUUCUGACCCGGACUGUCAGGAAUACGCGAAACUGGCGUGUAGCAAGACCCAUCCGUGUGGUCAUCCAUGUGGUGGCGUGAAGAACGAGGAGACGUGCCUGCCGUGUCUCCACGGCUGCGACAAGAACACCGGCUGUCUGAAACAAGACGCAGAUGACAUGUGCAUGAUCUGCUUCACAGAGGCUCUGUCGGCUGCUCCUGCUGUGCAGCUCGACUGCACUCACGUGUUCCAUCUCCAAUGUACGAGACGGGUUCUGGAAAACCGCUGGCUCGGGCCCAGGAUCACUUUUGGCUUCAUGUCGUGUCCGAUUUGCAAGAACAAAAUCAAUCACUCAGUGAUCAAGGACCUGCUGGACCCCAUUAAGGAGCUCUACGACGACGUCAGGAGGAAGGCCCUGAUGCGGCUGGAGUACGAGGGACUACACAAGAGCGAGGCAAUAACCACGCCGGGAGCUCGAUUCUACAACGACCCCGCUGGCUUUGCUAUGAACAGAUAUGCAUACUACGUUUGCUACAAGUGCAAGAAGGCCUACUUUGGAGGCGAGGCUCGCUGCGACGCAGAGGCAGGGCAAGGGGACGACUACGACCCCAGUGAGCUGAUCUGUGGAGCGUGCUCAGAUGUCUCCCGGGCUCAGAUGUGUUCGAAGCACGGCACAGACUUCCUGGAGUACAAGUGCCGGUACUGCUGCUCUGUGGCUGUUUUCUUCUGCUUCGGCACCACACACUUCUGUAACGCCUGCCACGAUGACUUCCAGAGGAUGACCAGUGUUCCCAAAGAGGAAUUACCUCACUGUCCAGCAGGUCCCAAAGGUAAACAACUGGAAGGCACAGAGUGCCCUCUGCAUGUGGUUCAUCCGCCAACAGGGGAGGAGUUUGCUCUGGGCUGCGGGGUGUGCAGGAAUGCACACACCUUCUAAACAACAAUAGACUCCAACUGUAAACCAGUUUGUCCACUGUGAUGUUUGCUGAUUCUGAAGCUCAGCCACCAGCUUUGCUCUCGUCAAGGCCCCCCUCCUCAGAGACCGAUCCAGGAGAGAGACCUCAGGCCUGGUCUCCGAUCCUGACAUGAGCUGUGGUUCUUUUGGAUUCAGAUGAAGGUGUAUAACUAGGAACGAUGGAGUUAAAAAAAAAAAAAAAAGAUAAAGAUUAACUUGUGUCGUGUUUGCAUGCGGCCGUUCUGUUCCCUCGGCUUCUAUAGACAUUGCACACCUCCCGAUCACUCAGUCGUAACAAUGGUUUGCUUAAGGAAACUGUAUCCUGGAAGCAGCAGAAGGCCGUAUUUACAGCUUCCUAACCACACAUUUAAAAUAUUGUUGUACGUAAGCAUCUUUUCGUAAUCUUGUACAGUAUUCUCCGCUGUCAAGUGCUUCUUAGGUUGACGGACAAAAAAAUAAAUAAUAAAUCUCGACUGUUGAGAAUAUUGGUUGAACGAAAAUUAGAGUAGGAUUUAUCUAAUCUUGUAUAUAAUUAUACUAUUCCAAUUAGCUGUAUUAUGAAGUUGCUCCUCUUCACUUCAGUUUUGUUUGAUAUUCUGGAUUAUGUUUAAGCCAGAACUUUUAAUGAAGUGCAAUACUGGGUGUGCCUCCUAUUUUGCAGCUGUUUUAACCCAAGGAAUGUAUGUCAAUAAAGCCACUGUACAUUUUUAUACAGUAGACAGUCCCCCCGCCCCAUCUUCCAAAUGUCAUAUCAUUUCUGUUGUCUGGAAAUGAGAAGGAUCCCGGCCGGCGUUUGCAGUCGAUGGAGGUUAUACGUCCUACUUACUUACAGCUUUGUUUAACGACGAACAAACCAAAAGUUUCUGUGACGGCGUGACCGAUGACGUCACUCCAAAUCCAGUUGUGCACCUGUAAUAAAUCUUAAACCCGAGUCGGAGGCAAGGGGGGUUGGGGAGGGGUCGGGGAGCAGAGGGUGGAAAAAUAAACAGCUGCUGUUGUAUAAAAAGCUUAAUACUUGUGAAUCUGCUCUGUAAUAUCUGUGGUGGAUGGAGUCGAAUGGUAAUAAACCAGGUUCUCUGUUUCACAAAGUGUACCACUGUCCGGGAUUGGUUUGUUCAUAAAAAGAUGGGGAGGUUUCAGAAGACCAGACUCAAAACACAAUGUCUUUUCAUGUCUUUGAUCAUCACAGGUUUAAUGCACAACACUGACACUCAAAUAUCACUAAAAUGCGUCAUGAUCAUUUGGACUUCAUGAGCAAGAGGUCAUUUUGCCGUCCGGCAGACGGUUGCACAGCAUCCGAUGCAGAACCACCAGAUUCAGGAACAGUUUUGUUCCUGGUGCUGUCAGGCUGCUGAACGUUGGACAGUAGCUGCAAUAUUGUUUACUUGUUUAUUUGUCCAUUUUCCUGAUGAUUAUUUAUGUGAUAUUUAUUUAUUUUUGGACAUAUAGUCUUGUUUUUGGAAACCGGAGGCCUCAGACCGAAAU